Messenger RNA from Colossoma macropomum (tambaqui), 1829 nucleotides. It is a transcript of the gene pih1d2, whose product is annotated as PIH1 domain containing 2. Gene Ontology annotation, cellular component: ribonucleoprotein complex; cytoplasm; R2TP complex. Gene Ontology annotation, biological process: rRNA processing; box C/D snoRNP assembly. The record is from RefSeq and is a predicted model, not a curated record. NCBI's taxonomy places the organism in Eukaryota, Metazoa, Chordata, Actinopteri, Characiformes, Serrasalmidae.
GUCGGGUCACAGACAGGUGCUGGUGAGAAACACUUAAUUUGCGUGACUCUUUAGUAUUUGUAAACAAAGUAUUUGCGACUAAAACAGGUAAACAUACAUUAGACUUUUGGUUGUGAACCCUACAUAAGUUAACGCUACAUUAGUUAACGUUAAGUCUAGUUAAACUAAAGGAGCCGUACUUGGCUAGCUUAGCUUUUAGCUUGGCGUCCACCCUCCUGUUUAAAGCCCAGACAGGCUCUGGACCAUGGACGGGGUUCCGGGAGGUCAGAGUGCUGCUGUCUUACAGCAGGUCAACCAGUUUUGGUCUAUUUUGGACGAAAUGUCACUGAAUGAUCCCGGAGCUUAUAAAACGUUUAUCGACCGCCAGCUGAGUGAGGGAGCUGAGUAUUUCUCACCGCCUGAGCCGCACUGCUGCCUCCGCACAUCUGUACAGAAGCCAGAAGAAGGAAUACUGUAUGUGAACAUGUGUGGAUGGAAACGAGUGCCAGCACCCACUUCUUCUACACAGCCUGUUCCUGUGUGUGGUGGAAGACUGGAAACGGUUGCUGAAGAGAAUGAAAAUUACUCUAUAGUGGAUGUGGCCGUCAACCCUGCGGUUCUUCAGAGGGCAGAGGGAGACACACAGGAGAAGGAGCAGAUACACCUACUGGCUCUGAGCUUCAUUCAGCAGCAGCACAACCUGAAUCUGUCUCAACACUUCACUGUCACUAAAGCCAAACUAAAGGGCAGCGUACAGGAUGUGAAGCGUCGGUUUAUGGCACCACCUCAGUCCAAAUUCAGCAGCCCUAACCCACAAACAGAGUCUGCCGCCUCACUUAUUCAGCAGAUCUCUUCACUGCGAAUGGAAGAGACUAAAGAAGACUCGACCAUUCAUCUGAGUGUGGGGCAGGAGGAAGGCAGAGCACGGCCAGGCCUGAUUGAGGUGAUCUCCAGCACAGAGUCAGCCCAGCCGCAGCUGCCCAAGCACCAGGUCACGGUGUGCGCAGAGAGAGGCGGUUCAAGCAGGAGCUUAAAGCUGCGUGUGGAGCUGCCUGGAGUACACUCCGUCUCCCAGUGCCAACUCAGCAUCACCCAGGAUGACGUUCUGCUGGAGGUGGAGGAACUGUAUCAUCUCCAUCUUCGGUUUCCUGAGCGUGUCAAUGACGAGACUUGUCAUGCAUCAUACAACAAAAAGAAACAUGUGUUGACUGUUACAGCAUCUGUACUGUAAACUCAACAAGAAGAUUCUCAAAACCCCCUUCAACUGCAUGUACUCCUCUUCAGCUCCAUGGUAACCUCACUGUGCAUAUCAUCAAGAGUGUCUCCUGACGUGUUACUUGAGCUAAGAAUGUACUAUAUAGAAAAACCGAAUUACGUUACAGUUUUUGUAACAUUAUACAAACUGAACAUUGCAUUUUGCACAUUGUCAGACAUGGUUUUUAGUAGACAAAUGAACAAAAACAUAAAACUUGGUGGACUCAAGUUGUUCAUGGAACACAUUUACUAAAAAAGUGAACAAAUACUGGAUGCAUUUGAUUUCAACACUGAACAGACAUGCAGACUGCACAGAAAAGAGCAAUAUUUUCAAAAAGCACAUUUUUAUAUUCAAAUAAUACAAAUUUUACAAAUAAGGUGGUCCCAUCUCUCCCAGCUUCUGGUUUCAAAUGACAGCCAACAAGUCUGUCUAUGGAAUCACUUGCAACAGUUUUAAAUGAAUAUUCUAUUACCAUGAAUAGAGUCGACAAGAUAAUCCAGCAAGACAUUGUGAACUGUGACCUGAAACACACAUGGCAACAUUCUAUGUUCAUUACAAGUCGUUUGGCAACUAAUAAACUCCUUCCUUGAUUUUC